Anopheles aquasalis is the source of this 2693-nucleotide messenger RNA. It is a transcript of the gene Zip71B, whose product is annotated as Zinc/iron regulated transporter-related protein 71B. NCBI's taxonomy places the organism in Eukaryota, Metazoa, Arthropoda, Insecta, Diptera, Culicidae. Gene Ontology annotation, molecular function: monoatomic cation:bicarbonate symporter activity; zinc ion transmembrane transporter activity. Gene Ontology annotation, biological process: intracellular monoatomic cation homeostasis; zinc ion import across plasma membrane. Gene Ontology annotation, cellular component: plasma membrane. The record is from RefSeq and is a predicted model, not a curated record.
UGGACAACCAGUUCGUCGGCAACCAUCAGCGUCGGCAUGCCACUGGCAACGUGAUCGUCCACGACACUACUCGGUGGUGGUUUUUUUUAGGAGGUGCAACGUUGGCCACCGGUCAGUUAUUUGUUUAUCGAAGUCGACUCAUCCACCGAAACACGCUGCUCGUUCGGGGUUCUUCCGAAAGAUUUGAAGGGAUUUCCCCGUUGUUCCCGUGCAAGUUUGCGAGUGUUGUGGUGAGUGUUGUGAAAAGGAAAAACACGAGGGAGUGAACAAGAAGUCCGUCCGAUCGACUACAACAAUGGAGGCCACAUCCUAACCUCACCCCGUUCUUAAGACCCUUAAAGUGAAAGGAAGGUUACGGUGGUGUUUUGUGAGGUUAGGUUACCACGACCCGACCCCAAACUACUACAGUGCGUGUUUGUGUGCGUUAGUGUAUGUGUGCGUGGUGAGUUCACUAGAAGAGUAGAACGGUUUCACGCCCGCUGGCAGUCACGAUUCGUGAUGAGGGAGUUUCGGAGCACCACAGCCACCUCUGCAGUGGCCAUGCUGCUCGUCAGCGCAGUGUGGCUGGCGGGACCUAGCGGCAUCGCUGCGCUCGACGAGGUGACGACAGCCUCCACGGCUUCACCAAGCUCCGAACGGUCGGGCCAGCCGCAGGCAACGCAGACGACGCAGACGACGAUGGCGACGCCACCGGUAACCGACAGCGAAAACAAGUUUCUGAAAUAUCUGUUCAACAAGUACGGCAGCAAGGGUGUGAUCUCCUUUGAGGGUCUCGAGCAUCUGAUGCACAGCCUCGGUCUCGGUGGGCUGGACUUUCCGCACACCUUGAAGGAGCAUCGCCCGGAAGGGUACGACUUUGGCGAUUACGACGAUGUUUACAAUGGCGAACAAUCACCGCCACCGCACGAUCCCCAUCAUCAUCAUGAUGAUCAUCAUCCCCAUCAUCAUCAUCAUCACCGCGAGAACGGAGAAGAGAUAACUGAUGACGGGGUGACAGUGGAACCACCGGUGAUAACGUUCGCCAACACAAUCCCUCAAGAAGCGCCACCAGCGCGUCGUGUCCCACAGGAGCAACAUCACCAUCAUCAAGACGGUGAUGAGGGCUCCGGUGGUGGGGCCAGUACGUCAGUGACACCGACCCAGCACGUUCCACGGACACACACCAGCAAGGGAACGACCCCGGGAAGGGCUGGUGAACGUGGUACGACGACGACGACGACGACGACGACGUGGCCCGGACUCAACGAAGUCGACGACGAUCACGUGUGGCAGGAGAUGAUCUUCAAAGACAUACACGAUCCUCGGCAUCGGCAUCCACGGAACAAAAAUGUACCAUACUGCUUAUCACCGAUGUCCAUCGUGCACCUGGUGAUGGAAGAGCCGGUACUUGCCAAGCAAGCCAACCUGCGCCACCGCCGCUCCCUUGCCCACCACCAGCAGCUCGAGCUGCGACAAGAUGGUACCGAAGAUGAUGGAGCGAUCGCCGGUGAUUCGAGGAUCGAGAUCACACCGUCCGAGUUUAAGGAUCUCUGCCCUGCGUUCCUGGUGCAGCUCGAUCAGCGAGCCUGUACGCAAAAGCUGCAGCGGGAAGCUAAUCCACGGCGUGAGAAGAAACCGUUCUCGCAAGCAUGGAUCUACGCCUCGGCCAGUGUACUGAUCAUUUCGCUGUGCGGUCUGGUGGGAGUAGCGAUGGUACCACUGGCCAAGUCCAUCGCUUACGACGAUAUUCUUCGGUUUCUGAUCGGUCUCGGUGUCGGUACACUGUGCGGUGAUGCGUUGAUGCAUCUGCUACCCCAUGCGUUGCUCCCGCAUGGCGACGAGGAGCACAGCCAUGAGGCACAUGCCGAGACCGACGAUCACGACCACUCGGCGGAAUCGAGAGCCGUCUGGCUCUGUCUGUGUUGCUUCGGUGCUGCGUUCUUCAUGUACAGCUUGGAGAUGAUCCUGCCACUGUUUCGCAAUGGCAACGCUCACGGACAUUCCCAUGGGUCCAGUUCGCAGAGCAAUCGAGUGGACCCCCAACAGCCAGUACCGACCGGCCAGCAGCACCAACAUCAUCAUCAGUCUACGGACGAUAUCGAGCUGGACCAUGGAGAGCUGUCGAAAGAGCGCGAAGCCAAUACGAUGCUGGCCAAGAAGGGUGGUGCGAAACCGAUGGCAGCGGUUGCCUUCAUGGUGAUCCUGGGUGACGGGCUGCACAACAUAACGGACGGAUUGGCGAUCGGUGCAGCGUUUGCGAUCGAUCCCGUCAUGGGACUGGCGACCUCGUUCGCCAUCCUUUGCCACGAGUUGCCGCACGAGCUGGGUGACUUUGCACUUCUCCUGCAAACGGGCGUCAGUAUUAGGAGAGCCAUAUUCCUCAACAUAGUAUCAUCGGUGCUUAGCUUUAUUGGAAUGGCGCUAGGGUUGCUGCUAACCGGCUUGCAUGAGUCAGUCGUCAGCUGGAUUUACGCAGCUACGGCAGGGACAUUCCUUUACAUUGCCCUGUCCGAUCUGGUGCCCGAGAUGCGGAAUGAUCUGAGUAGAUGUGACCAGAAGCUGAAAGUCAUUCUGACGCAGCUGAGUGGAUUGGCGCUUGGUGCGGUCAUAAUGUUGCUGAUAGCGCUGAACGAAGAAAGUCUUCAGCGAUUGUUUGAGUAAUGGCUUGGAGCAUGUAUAUAGCUGUGUAAAUAAAGAUUUGUUUAGUUUUUAAA